Messenger RNA from Scleropages formosus (Asian bonytongue), 13492 nucleotides. It is a transcript of the gene dnah1, whose product is annotated as dynein, axonemal, heavy chain 1. NCBI's taxonomy places the organism in Eukaryota, Metazoa, Chordata, Actinopteri, Osteoglossiformes, Osteoglossidae. Gene Ontology annotation, molecular function: ATP binding; minus-end-directed microtubule motor activity; dynein intermediate chain binding. Gene Ontology annotation, biological process: microtubule-based movement. The record is from RefSeq and is a predicted model, not a curated record. Gene Ontology annotation, cellular component: dynein complex. The coding region runs from base 398 to 13042 and encodes 4214 amino acids. The transcript has 77 exons.
CUUAUUUUAGUAACGUGGUAAAAAGUGUGGUUUUCGAUUUACUACACACCGAAUUCAAAGAACAGUUUGAGUAAAUUCGGUUGUGUGUCACUUUAAUGCCAGGACAGCACUUGGGUUUAUUUUACUAGUAUAGCGGGUUUACCUGUAGAGAACAGUUUACCUGGUCCAUCGUAAAAUUUAAACAUGUCUGUUGUUCUAAAAUAGCCUCCAAACAAAGUAAUGUUGUCUGAAGGAAGCGCCAGGUGUUUUACAGAAUUGUUAUGCGUAUUUCAAGAUUCGAUGUAAGUUAAUGUUAUUGAUCAGUGUAAAAGAGCUGAGUUUGUUUUGUAAAGGUGAGCAAUGAAAGAGGAGAACUCUGUGUUUAAGGAGAUCUCUUUGCAUAAGGUCUCAUUGUGUUAUGGCAGCUCUGCAUGUUUUUGUGAGGAUGGAUGGGAGCCAGACGCACCAGGAUCAGCGUCAUGGUUUGGGAGUGUUUCACCGAUAUUCACCGAGCAAGAGCUCCGACCACAGGCUCUCACAGCCCCUGAGCCCGAGGACCAGGCUUCCGCCCAUCAAGAAGAUCCCUGUCAUUGAGCAGAAAUGCCACUACUCUGAACUCAUCUCCACGGUACCUGGUCCUCGAGGGCAGGCAUACUUACAGGGUCCCAAGACGGAGCAGAGUUUGCUGUGCCAAGCGGGCUAUGUGCCAAACACCCCAAAAGCAUCAACCUUCCAGACCCCCAAGGAUCUCCAGAAGCUCUUGGAGAAGGACAUUCAUGGACCGUCCACACAGCUGCUGCUGGAGACGGACUUCCCCGGCAAGGGCUACACUGCCAAAGUGCAGGUGCCUUUCCGCUGCCUGCCUGGACAAUGUCCUCGCAAGAUUGAAAUCGAAAGACGUCGACGGAAGUUCUUGGACCUGGACAUCGCAGAGCUGCUGACAGACCAUGACAUCGACUCCAAUCAGCUGUUGACCCGCAUUCAAGGCUGCAAGGACCCCCUCAUUAGUCUGCGCAACCCAUCUCCACCUAUUUCUAACUAUCUACCUCUUGAGGUGUUCGACAAUGAGGAAUUUGAUUGCCGCACACCCGCCGACUGGCUGGAACUGGGCUAUGAGCCUGGAUCUCCUCAAUGCAAGCCCAUCCCUGGAAAAGCUCUACUGCCCAGCAACGAAACAAGUGCAGCCGAUGAUCCCGAGAGCACGGAGGUAGCGUACUGUUGGCAGCUUGUUGGGGUGCUGGACUAUAACCCGGAAAACAAGAUGUACCUGGUCCAUAAGGCUGACAGAAAAGGAAUGGUGAGGGAUAGCAAGGGAAGGCCCAUCUUAAGCGGGGGACAAAAAGAAGAGAGUGUGUGGCUGCUACAGCCGGGUCAGCACUGGGUGCCCAGGAUCCAGCUGUUGUUCUGUGCGGAGGAUCCGCAGAUCUUUGCCCAGCGAGUGCUAUAUGCCCAGUGUCUGAGGGCGCAUACAGAGGCCAUGCUGCUGUACCACCUGUCCGUCGACUGCAUGCCAGUGUGGGACGGCACGCCCCGCCUGGACACCCACAGUCUCACCCGCAUCAAACAAUAUGCCGUCUCCACAUCAGGCCUCCGGCUCACGACUCUCCAGCAGUGUGCCGACCAGGUGGAAAAGGAAAUCGACCUGGAGUACAGCCGCACAAUGAACCGCAUCUGUUUUGACUUGGUUGUGUUGACCAAUCCAGAAGAGUUCUCCCAUAUUGUCCUGCCCCAGAAGGAGCUACAGCACAUACCGGAGAAAGGCUUUGUGUCUGUUCCUGACUACCCAUUUGAGCGGAAUCGAGCAGCGUUUGUCUUCAACUCCUUGCUGACCAGGCCGGAGGUGAUCGCUGCGCUGUCCAACGUGCACAUAGAGUGCAGUAAGGCAUCAGCCAUGAGUUUGUUCUACACCAACUUCACCAGGUGUCUUCGUCUUGAGGAAUACGAACAGACCCAGACCCAGACACACUCGCAGGUGCAGCUCUUCUUGCGGGACCUGUGGAUGACCACAAUCUGCAAUGGGAUCUCCACCAGCCUGCAGGACAUAGCCCUUGGCUGGUUCAGGCUCAGCGAGUCACGCUGGGAAGUGUACAGUUUGUCCAAGAUGAGUCUCCUGAUGGCGCUGGUGCGCUACAAGAUGCAGGACUCGCUCCGCUUCCUGGUGCAAGACUCUCUGGCCUCCCUGGCUAAGCUGCUCCUGGAUGCUUGCCACAGUGUGCUUCACUGCACUGAGAAUAUGGCCUGGGGAUCCAAUCUCAUCCACAGCCAGUACAGGCCCAAGAAGAACCCAUUGUUCUUGGUAGACCUUGUCUUGGACCAUACUGGAGUCUCCUACAGCACCCCGAUGGAGAAUUUUGAGACGUCUGUCAUCAAUCAGAUUGACAAGGGUGUAUUGUCCACACACAAUGUCCCUCAAGUGGACAAGUUUGUAAUGAAGGAGAUGUUCAUCAGCGGGACACCCAUGUUGGAGUCUGUAAGCUUAGAGGAAUCGGCAGUGAAGGAGCUACGGGAGAAGGUCCGCAAGGCCCUCAGUCAAGCCACGCUGCCGCUGAAGGCAUAUGCCCGCGAGUACGAACGCCACUUGGAGCUGCACAACUCCGAUAUUGAAACUUACCUCAGGUCUAAAAGCCAGACAGAGCAAACUCCACAGGAGGUGAAGCAUGAAGUUGAGCACCUGCUGCAGGAGCAGAAGCUCAUGGAAACUUCCCUCCCCACCUCCAUCGUCAUCGGGCCUUUCAUGGUCAAUGUGGAGAGCGUGCGUCAGAGCCUGUCCAAGAAAUGUCGCGCCCUGGCUAACGCCAUGCUGGACCGGCUUGCAUGCAAGCUGCAAAGACAAGUGGAAGAGAUUUGUGAAGAAUUCAGGGUCAUCAACAAGAAGCUGUAUGAGAAAGCCAACAGCAUUGAAGAGCUGACUGAGCAUCGGGAGUGGAUGAAGCAGAUCCCAGAGCAGCUCAAGGCCCAUGAGGAACGCAUAUCGAAAGUCAUGAAAGACUAUGAGUUACUUGAUGAGUUCUUCUACAGCCUUUCAAAUGAUGACUUCAAGAAAAAGUGGACCACUUUGGCAUGGCCAUACAAAAUCCUAACCCAGAUUGAAGCUGUGACAAUCCAGCAUGAGGAAGACGAACAGCACUUCCACAAGAUCCAGCUGACAGACCAGAGCAACUUCUAUGAACGCCUUGAAUCCCUGCAGAUGGCCGUGGCUGGGUUUUCUGGUUACAUAGACAUCAGCCGUGCGCAUGAGAUGGCCAAUGAAAUGCGUCGCAUCAGCAAGCAGCUGAAGGAGUCCCAAAGCAUGGCACAGAUUUAUAACAACAGGGAGAGGCUCUUUGGAAUCCCUGUCACCAAUUAUGAUCGUCUGCAGAAGUUGGUCCGUGACUUCCAGCCCUUCCACGACCUGUGGACCACCACAUCAGACUGGUUGCGCUGGCGCGAGAGCUGGAUGCACGAUCCGCUGUCCAGUAUCGACCCCGAACAAUUGGAGCGCAGCGUUAAUGAGGCUUUCAAGACCAUGCACAAGUGUGUCAAGCAGUUCAAGGAUGUUCCAGGCUGUCAAGAUGUGGCUGUGGAAAUCCGCGGCAGGAUCGAGGAGUUCCAGCCCUUCAUUCCCCUCAUCCAGGGACUGCGGAACCCGGGGAUGCGCAGCCGUCACUGGCAGCUGCUGUCAGAUCGCAUCCAUGUGAAUGUCAAACUCAAGGCCAAUCUCACCUUCACCCGUUGUUUGGAGCUGGGUCUGCAGGACCACAUCGAUGAUAUCGCUCAUGUUGCUGAGGUCGCCGGCAAGGAGUUUGCCAUUGAGCAGGCACUGGACAAGAUGGAGAUGGAGUGGUCGUCCGUAGUUUUUGAAGUUCUACCCUACAAAGAGACAGGCACCUACAUCCUUCGGAGCCCCGAUGAGGUGUCCCAGCUGUUGGAUGACCAUAUCGUCAUGACCCAAAGCAUGUCCUUCUCGCCUUUCAAGAAGCCCUUUGAAGAACGGAUCAGCAUUUGGGAGAACAAGCUUAGGAUGACCCAGGAUGUACUGGAGGAGUGGCUCACGUGUCAGCGCUCCUGGCUCUACCUGGAACCCAUCUUCAGUUCUGAUGACAUCAACCGGCAGCUCCCUGUAGAGGGCAAGCGGUACCAGACUAUGGAGCGCACCUGGAGGAAGGUCAUGAAGAAUGCGUUUGACAACAGGCAGGUUAUCGAGCUUUGCCCAGACCAUCGCCUGCUAGACAACCUUAGAGACUGCAAUAAACUGCUGGAAUUGGUACAGAAAGGCCUUAGCGAGUACCUGGAGACCAAAAGAGGAGCUUUCCCCAGAUUUUACUUCCUGUCAGAUGAUGAGCUCUUGGAGAUUCUGUCCCAGACCAAGGAGCCUACAGCAGUGCAGCCCCAUCUUCGCAAGUGCUUUGAAAACAUUGCUCGCCUUAAGUUCCAGCCUGACCUGCAGAUCACACACAUGUAUUCUGGCGAGGGGGAGGAGGUCCAGCUGCUCUUUCCCGUGUGGCCUUCUGGGAAUGUGGAGGAAUGGCUGCGAGAGGUGGAGAAGUCCAUGAAGGCGAGCUUGAGGGACAUCAUCGACCAUUCCCUCCAGGAUUACCCACAGAAAGCACGUACGGAAUGGGUGUUGUCCUGGCCCGGACAGGUGGUCAUUGCCGUCUGCCAGACCUUCUGGACUGCGGAGGUGUCCCAAUCGCUGGAGCAAGGUGACCUGGGUAACCGACUGUACCCACAGCUGCAGACACAGCUUGGAGACCUGGUGGAACUGGUGAGGGGCCGGCUGACAAAAAUGCAGCGCUCUGUGCUUUCGGCCCUCAUUGUCAUCGAAGUCCACGCCAAGGACGUGGUGGCCAAGCUCGUGGACGAGGGUGUUUCCAGCAUUAACGACUUUGAGUGGAUCAGCCAGCUCAGAUAUUACUGGAGCAGAGAAGACCUGUAUAUCCAAGCGGUUAAUGCUGAGUUCCUCUAUGGCUACGAGUACCUGGGAAACACAGGGCGCCUGGUCAUCACUCCCUUAACUGACAGGUGUUACCUCACCCUGACAGGAGCACUACACCUGAAGUUUGGGGGGGCUCCAGCAGGCCCUGCCGGGACUGGAAAGACUGAGACUACUAAGGAUCUGGGCAAAGCGCUUGCCAUCCAGACUGUGGUCUUCAACUGCUCUGACCAGUUGGACUUCAUGGCUAUGGGCAAGUUCCUGAAAGGACUGGCCAGCUCUGGGGCAUGGGCCUGUUUUGAUGAGUUCAACCGCAUUGAUGUGGAGGUGUUGUCAGUGGUGGCUCAGCAGAUCACCACCAUCCAGAAGGCCCAGAUGCAGAGGGCGGAACGAUUUAUGUUUGAAGGGGUGGAGAUCCCUCUUGUUCCUUCCUGCGCCGUCUUCAUCACCAUGAACCCUGGCUACGCUGGUCGGACAGAGCUGCCGGACAAUCUGAAGGCUUUGUUCCGCCCUGUGGCCAUGAUGGUCCCCGAUUAUGCCAUGAUUGCUGAAAUCUCCCUGUACUCAUUCGGAUUCAGCGAUGCAAAGGUGCUGUCAAAGAAAAUCACUACCACCUUCAAGCUCUCAUCUGAGCAACUCAGUUCUCAGGAUCACUAUGAUUUUGGCAUGAGGGCAGUGAAGACUGUGAUCUCUGCGGCUGGAAACUUAAAGAGAGAGAAACCAACCAUGAAUGAGGAACUUAUCUGUCUGCGAGCAAUCCAAGAUGUCAACGUGCCAAAGUUCUUGCAGGAUGACCUCAAGCUUUUCAAUGGGAUUGUAUCUGACCUUUUCCCCAACAUCCGCGAGGAGCCCAUCAACUAUGGCACCCUGGAAGAAUCAAUCCGCAGCACCUGUGCCAAGAUGUGCUUGAAGGAUGUGGAUGGCUAUAUCACCAAAUGCAUCCAGCUGUAUGAAACCACAGUGGUGAGACAUGGAUUGAUGCUUGUGGGACCCCCAGGGUCAGGAAAAACCAAGUGUUAUGAGAUCCUAGGUGCAGCCAUUACAGCGCUCCAGGGCCAGCCGUCCGUGAGCGGUGGCACAUAUGAAGUAGUACAGAUUUAUGUCCUCAACCCUAAAUCUAUUACCAUGGGCCAGCUGUAUGGAGAGUUUGACCUGCUGACACACGAAUGGACAGAUGGUAUUCUUUCUUCUUUGAUCCGUGGUGGUGCGGUUACAAUGGACCAGGAUAAAAAAUGGUACAUGUUUGAUGGGCCUGUGGAUGCCGUUUGGAUUGAGAACAUGAAUACAGUUCUAGACGACAACAAGAAGCUGUGUCUGAGCUCUGGAGAAAUCAUCAAGCUGACGGAUGUCAUGACAAUGAUGUUUGAGGUGCAGGAUUUAGCUGUGGCGUCUCCAGCAACCGUGUCCCGCUGCGGUAUGGUGUAUCUGGAGCCCAGCAUCCUGGGCCUGACUCCAUUCACCGAGUGCUGGUUACGCACCAUCCCGGAACCCAUCAAGCCCUAUUCCCAGAUGUUGACCUCCCUCUUCACCAGGUUUCUGCAGGAUUCCGUCUCUUUUGUGCGCAAGUCUGUGAAGGAAGUCAUCUCCACCAUGGACAGUAACCUAACAUGCAGUCUGCUGAAGCUACUGGACUGCUUCUUUCAGCCCUUCAUCCCUCGUGAGGGUGAAAAGCCACCCCCGCAGGAGAAGUUGUCUCGCCUAGGAGAGCUGAUUGAACCCUGGUUCAUUUUUUCACUGGUAUGGAGCGUCGGGGCCACGGGUGAUGCUUCCAGCUUUCAGCACUUCAGUGCUUGGCUCCGGGGCAAAAUGGCAGAAGAGGAGAUAAAGCUGUGUUUCCCUGAAGAGGGUCUGGUGUAUGACUACUGCCUAGACGAUGCAGGAAUCAGUAAUCUAGCAGAGGAUGAGGAGGAGAGGGAAAGAACGGUGUGUUGGGUCAACUGGAUGUCAUAUGCCCCAGAGGUGGUCAUCACUCCCGACACAAGAUACUCUGAUAUUAUUGUCCCCACACUGGAUACAGUCCGCAAGUCCUUCCUCCUGGGCAUGCUGUUGUGCAACAAGAAACCUGUGCUGUGCAUUGGUCCCACCGGCACAGGGAAGACCCUCACCAUGUCAGAAAAACUGUUGAAGAACAUGCCGGCUGAGUACAUCACCCACUUCCUCAUGUUCUCUGCCCGCACAUCUGCCAACCAGACACAAGACUACAUUGACAGCAAGCUAGACAAGAGGCGAAAGGGUGUGUUCGGACCUCCGCUUGGGAAGUACUUUAUCUUCUUCAUUGAUGACCUGAACAUGCCCAUGCUGGAGACUUAUGGUGCCCAGCCACCCAUUGAACUGCUCCGCCAAUGGAUGGACUAUGGAGGCUGGUAUGAUAGGAAGCAGAUUGGCACCUUCAAGAACUUGGUGGACAUCAACUUUGCCUGUGCCAUGGGUCCCCCAGGGGGUGGUAGGAACCCUGUCACCCAGCGCUUCACACGUCACUUCAACUUCCUGUCCUUCACUGAGAUGGAAGAUGUCAGCAAAAAGAAAAUUUUCUCCACCAUCUUAGCAAGCUGGAUGGAUCCAGUUCCAAACAUUCGGCCCCUAAAUGAGCCUCUAGUAGCAGCCACGAUCCAAGUCUACUCCACCAUCACAUCUCAGCUACUGCCCACACCUGCCAAGUGCCAUUACACCUUCAACCUGCGUGACCUUUCCAAGGUCUUCCAGGGCAUUUUGAUGGCUGAUGCAGGCAAAAUCACGGACAAGGUGCAGCUCCUUCAGUUGUGGUACCACGAGAGCUGCCGGGUCUUUGGAGACCGGCUGGUGAAUGCAGAGGACCGGGACUGGUUUGACAGCUUGCUACAAACCUGUAUUGAAAAGUUUGACUGCAGCUUUGAAGAGGUGGCACCUUGCCAGCCUGUCUUGUUUGGUGACUUCAUGGUCCAAGGUACCAGGGUAUACCAACUUAUCGAAGACAAGAGCACACUGGCCCGUGUCAUGGAGGAGUAUAUGGACGACUACAACCAGAUUAGCACCACCAAGAUGAAGCUGGUGCUCUUCAUGGAUGCUAUUGAGCAUGUGUGUCGGAUCAGCCGCAUCCUGCGCCAGCCCCUCGGAAAUGCUCUGCUGCUUGGGGUGGGGGGAAGUGGAAGGCAGUCCCUCACCAAACUCGCCACCCACAUGUCUGAAUAUGAGUGCUUCCAGAUUGAGUUGACCAAAAACUAUGGGCACAAUGAGUGGAGAGAGGAUAUCAAGAGCAUUAUGCUAAAGGCUGGCCUACAGAAUGUGCAGAUUACAUUUCUGUUUGUAGAUACACAGAUCAAGAGUGAAUCAUUCCUGGAAGAUGUGAACAACAUCCUGAACUCUGGUGACGUACCAAAUUUGUAUGCGGUGGAUGAGCAAGAACGCAUCCUAUCUGCCAUGAAACCUGUCGUGUUAGACCAGGGACUGCAACCCACCAAGCCCAACCUCUUGGACGCUUACAUCAAGAGGGUCCGCAGUAACAUCCAUAUGGUUCUCUGUAUGAGCCCAAUCGGGGAGGUUUUCCGGGCACGCCUCAGGCAGUUCCCUUCUCUCGUCACUUGCUGCACUAUUGACUGGUUCAGACCAUGGCCAGAGGAAGCCCUGCAGUCAGUCGCUGCUUCGUUCCUCAAUGAGCUUCCACAGCUAGAGGCGGGUCCAGAGGUGCAGAGUGGACUGACCCAAAUGUGUAUGGAGAUCCACCUGACGGUAUCCAGAAAGUGUGAGCAGUACUUGGCAGAGCUGUCACGAUAUAACUAUGUCACACCCAAGAGCUACCUGGAGCUUCUCAGCAUUUUCUCCGCUCUCAUCGGCUGCAAGAAGAAUGACCUGCACAGUGCCAGGCAGCGCAUGAAGACUGGCCUUGACAAGCUCCUGCGGACAGCGGAAGAUGUGAGUAAAAUGCAGGAAGAACUGGAGGUGAUGAGACCUUUAUUGGAAGAGGCUGCCAGGGACACUAUGGUCACUAUGGAAAAAAUUAAGGUAGACACAGCAGUGGCAGAGGAGACAAGAGCAGCAGUACAGGAAGAAGAGGCUAAGGCGUCAGAAAAGGCUCGUGUCGCACACGCCAUUGCUGCCGAUGCCCAGAAAGACCUGAACGAGGCCCUGCCUGCUCUUGACGCGGCCCUUACCAGCCUCAAGUCUCUCAACAAGAAUGAUGUCACUGAGGUACGAGCAAUGCAGAGACCCCCACAAGGUGUGAAGCUCGUCAUUGAGGCUGUCUGCAUCAUGAAGGGCAUCAAGCCAAAGAAGAUAGCUGGUGAGAAGCCAGGAACUAAAGUGGAUGAUUACUGGGAGCCAGGGAAGGGGCUGCUUCAGGACCCAGGAAAGUUCCUGGAAGGCCUGUUCAAGUUUGACAAGGACAACAUCCCUGAUUCCGUGAUCAAACUAGUACAGCCCUACAUUGACAAUGAUGAGUUUCAGCCAGCUUCCAUCGCUAAAGUUUCCAAGGCUUGUACCUCCAUCUGCCAGUGGGUGCGCGCCAUGCACGUGUACCACUUCGUCGCGAGAGCAGUGGAGCCCAAACGGCAAGCCCUGAAUGAAGCCCAAGAGGACCUGGCAUUGACUCAGCGCAUCCUGGACAAUGCCAAGGAGAAGCUGACAGCAGUGGAGGAAGGAAUCGCCACCUUGGAGGCCAAGUAUCGUGACUGCCUAGCCAAGAGGGACGAGCUGGAAAACAAGUGCACCCUGUGUGAGCAGAGGCUCGUCCGGGCUGACAAGCUGAUCGGCGGGCUGGCAGACGAGAAGGUGCGCUGGAAAGAGACUGUCCAGAACCUAGAGUACAUGGUUAACAACGUAUCGGGGGACGUGCUUCUUGCAGCAGGAUACGUAGCCUACCUGGGCCCGUUCACGGGUGAGUAUCGGAUUUCCAUGGCAGAAGAAUGGCUACAGAAAUUCAAGGAACUGGGUGUUCCACACACUGAAGAACCAAAUCUCAUCAGCACACUGGGUGACCAGGUCAAGAUUCGAUCUUGGCAGAUCUCAGGGCUACCAAAGGAUAUUCUUUCAGUAGAGAAUGGUGUUAUUGCACAGCACUCCCAACGCUGGGCUCUGUUCAUUGACCCUCAAGGGCAAGCCAAUAAGUGGAUCAAGAACAUGGAACGUGACAACGGUCUUGAAGUGAUGAAACUGAGCAACCGAGACUUCCUGCGCAGUUUGGAGAAUGCCAUCCGCUUUGGCAAGCCGUGCAUGCUGGAGAAUGUGGGUGAGGAGCUGGACCCUGCCCUGGAGCCUGUCCUUCUUCGGCAGACCUUCAAGCAGCAGGGUAACACUGUGCUGAAGCUGGGAGACACAGUUAUCCCUUACCACGAUGACUUCAAGAUGUACAUUACCACCAAGCUGCCAAAUCCUCACUACUCCCCAGAAAUCUCCACCAAGGUCACCCUCAUCAACUUUACCCUGUCACCCAGUGGACUGGAAGACCAGCUGCUGGGCCGAGUGGUGGUGGAGGAGCGACCCGACUUAGAGGAGGCCAAGAACCAGCUGAUCGUGAGCAACGCACGCAUGAAGCAGGAACUCAAGGAGAUUGAAGAUCAGAUACUGCUACGACUCAGUGCAUCUGAGGGGAACCCUGUGGAUGACCAAGAGCUCAUCCGGGUGCUGGGAGCCUCCAAGGUCAAAGCCGAAGAGAUCAAGGCCAAAGUGAUGGUGGCUGAGGAAACGGAGCGAGACAUUGACACCACACGGCUCGAGUAUGUGCCGGUGGCUGUUCGUGCACAGAUCCUCUUCUUCUGCGUCUCUGACCUCUGCAAUGUUGAUCCGAUGUAUCAGUAUUCCCUUGAGUGGUUCCUGGGCAUCUUUAUGGCAGGCAUUGCCAACUCGGAAAAAGCAGACACGGUGGAGCAGCGGAUCAUCAACAUCAACGAGUUCUUCACAUUUAGCCUGUACAGCAACGUGUGCCGCAGCCUGUUUGAGAAACACAAGCUCAUGUUUGCCUUCCUCCUCUGUGUGCGCAUCAUGAUGAAUGAGAACAAGAUCGACAUGGGAGAGUGGCGCUACAUGCUGUACGGAGGAGUGGCCCCUCAACAAUUGCCCAACCCUGCUGCAGACUGGUUAUCUGAGCGUGCCUGGAUGGACGUCCUAGGCCUGACUGCUCUGCCCUCCUUCAGUAGCCUAGCCGAGAGCUUCCCACAGCUCCAGGAAGGCUUCAAGAGAAUCUUUGACAGCAACGACCCUCACAGAGAAGAUUUGCCUGGAGAAUGGAAUUCUAAGCUGGACUCCUUCCAGAAACUUGUGAUUCUACGCUGCUUGCGAGCUGACCGCCUCACCCACGGCAUGCAAGACUUUGUGUCAACUCAUCUGGGCCAGCGCUUCAUUGAGCCCCAGACCUCCGACCUAUCAGUUGUGUUCAAGGAGUCAUCCCCCUCCACACCCCUCAUCUUUGUGCUUUCUCCUGGGACUGACCCUGCUGCUGACCUCUACAAAUUUGCAGAUGUGAUGAAGUUCUCCAAGAAGCUGAGUGCCAUCUCUCUGGGCCAAGGCCAGGGCCCCUGGGCAGAGGCCAUGAUGCACAAUGCAAUGGAAAAGGGGAAGUGGGUCUUUUUCCAGAACUGUCACCUUGCACCCAGUUGGAUGCCUUCUUUGGAGAGGCUGAUUGAAAACAUCCACCCUGACAGGGUGCAUCGGGAUUUCCGUCUCUGGCUAACCAGUCUUCCCAGCAACAAGUUCCCUGUAGCCAUCCUACAGAAUGGCUCCAAGAUGACCAUAGAGCCCCCAAGGGGUAUUAAAGCCAACCUGCUGAAGACCUACCUGAGCUUAACUGAUGACUUCUUCAGCACCUGUCAGAAGACCGGUCAUUUCAAAUCCCUGCUGCUGUCUCUAUGCCUCUUCCAUGGGAAUGUCAUAGAGCGCAGAAAGUUUGGCCCCCUGGGCUUCAACAUCCCAUACGAGUUCACAGAUGGGGACUUGCGCAUUUGCAUCAGCCAGCUAAAGAUGUUUUUGGAUGAGUACCAGGACAUCCCUUACAAGGUUCUGAAGUACACAGCAGGUGAGAUUAACUACGGAGGACGUGUAACAGAUGACUGGGACCGACGCUGCAUAAUGAACGUUCUGGAAGAUUUCUAUUGCUCUGCGGUGCUGAACGAGGAACACAGAUACUCUCCCUCCGGAGUGUACCAUCAGAUCAGCACAGAGACCAAUGUCAAAGGUUACUUGGAUUACAUCCGCUGUUUGCCCAUAAAUGACAUGCCUGAGAUCUUUGGUCUUCAUGACAAUGCCAAUAUCAGCUUUGCCCAGAAUGAGACAUUCGCUCUGCUGGGGGCCAUAAUCAAGCUGCAGCCCCGAGCUGCUGCCAGUGGGAGCAAAUCCAGAGAAGAGAUUGUGGAGGAGAUUGUUGCAGACAUCAUGGGAAAAAUUCCUAAGGUCAUCAGUACGCAAGAGGUGAUGAGGAAGUACCCUGUCCUUUAUGAGGAAUCGAUGAACACAGUGCUAAUCCAGGAGGUCAUCAGAUAUAACCGACUGCUGGUGGUUAUUUCCCAAAGUCUUGGUGAUCUUGUGAAGGCUUUGAAGGGGCUGGUAGUGAUGUCCUCAGAGCUUGAACUGAUGGCCAACAGCCUAUUCAGCAAUGCUGUACCAGACAUGUGGAAUGCUAAGGCAUAUCCAUCGCUGAAGCCCCUUUCAUCCUGGGUGUCAGACCUGCUGCAGAGAAUCAAGUUUCUGAUGGGCUGGAUCUCCAACGGCAUCCCUGCCGUCUUCUGGAUCAGUGGAUUCUUCUUCCCUCAGGCCUUCCUCACGGGCACGCUACAAAAUUUUGCCCGUCGCUCUGUCAUUUCUAUUGACACAAUUGGUUUUGACUUUAAGGUUGUUAAAGAAUCUGCAGAAGAACUGACAGCGCGACCGGAAACUGGCUGCUAUAUUCAUGGACUUUUCCUGGAAGGAGCACGCUGGGACCACCAGGCAGGACAGUUGACAGAGUCACGACCAAAGGAGCUCUACACAGAGAUGGCGGUCAUUUGGUUGGUGCCAGUGCCCAACCGCAAGCCACCCCCUUCUGGGGUGUACGUUUGCCCCAUCUAUAAGACACUUACUCGGGCAGGGACACUGUCAACGACGGGCCAUUCAACAAACUACGUUAUUGCUGUUGAGUUGCCAACUGACCGCACCCAGAGGCACUGGAUCAAGCAGGGAGUAGCACUAAUUUGUGCACUGGAUUACUAGAGAUGUCUAUGUUCUAAUGGAGCCAAACACAAUUCAUAAAAUCAUACACACAUUGUACCUUCCAUAGUGUAUACUUCAUCGGGAGUUUUAGCGAGAUUCAGAAAAGCAACUUCCAUAAAUUACAGCAUGUGGUACUACAAAUAAUACUUUGCCCACAAUGUCUUUGACUAGAAUUCAGGCAUGCCUAUUAUGCAUGGGUGCAGUCUUUAUUUAAUUUGAAGGUAUGCCAAAAAAGACAUUUAACAGGGGUGCUACCAUCAAUCCAGUCAUUUUCAGCCUGUGUGGUAUAGUUUUUCCGAUAAUGUAAAUAGUGUUCUAUUAAACAAUUUAGUAAUCUUCCUUCUUUGUUCGUAUUUUAUUUGUAAGCUGCUACAUGCGAGCACAAAAUUAAUCAUAUUAAAAUGUUUGAGUCAUCUUCACUAGCCCCCCCUUCCUAUGGCUCAAAGAGCU